UAUCUAGGUGGGGGAGGGGAUGAGCAGCCUUUCCACUGGGAAGUUCGGUUGUGUACCGCUGCUCCUGCAGGGAGAAAAAAAAAAACCUAUUAUAAAAAUAGCCUGUUAACAUUCUGCCAUAGGUGGAAAGCCUGGUUAUUAUGUUUGGAAGCAUUUACGCGACGUUUUUCUGUCGAUAUUCCGUCUUUUUUGGAGGAUUUCGGCUACUUACAGAGCAAGAAGUGAAGAUUCCGCGGAAGGAUACAGAUCACUGAAAUGGGAAACAUGAUACUUCUGUUGUUUCUGCUGCUGCACCUGCCAACAGAGCUGCUGUCCAUUCAGGUGGUCGUCCCAGAGACUGAGAGGUCAACAACGCUGUUUGGCUCUGUGACAAUCCACUGCGACUACUCAACAUCAGCCAACCCUCAGGAGGUCCUCGUCUCAUGGAAGUUCAAGUCCUUUUGUAAAGAUCCGGUCUUGGAGUAUUACUCCACAGCUUAUCAGGCGGCUCUGCAGCUCGGUCAGGAUCCUGCCAAUGACUGUCCAGACAGCCAGCGAACAGUUCGCACUGUCAUCCAGAAGAGGGGAAUCAAUCAGCCAAUGCUGGGAGCAGAGUACAAAAAUCGCAGAAUCACAAUUCAGAACAAUGCAGAUUUAGUGAUAAAUGAGGUGAUGUGGUGGGAUAACGGCAUGUACUACUGCAGCAUCGAGGCUCCUGGGGACACUACGGGUGACUCGGAUCGAGAAGUCAGGCUCAUUGUUUACCACUGGCUCACUGUCCUGUUCAUCAUCAUCGGCGCAUUGUUGCUCAUUAUGCUCUUCUGCAUAUGCUGCUGUCAGUGCUGCCCACAAAAGUGCUGCUGCUAUGUCCGCUGUCCCUGUUGUCCUCAGACCUGCUGUUGUCCUGAAAAAGCGGUAAUGCAGCACCGGAUGCUGAAAGAAGCUCAGAAAGCCAUGGGUCCCUGGAUGAACGGUCAGCCUAUUUACACAAACAUCAGCAAUGCCUCCUCCCAGGGUGUUCCCUUGCUCUAUUCUGUCCCAGCUUCCAUAUCAGACUACUCAACGAAACAAAACCUCUCUAUGACUCCCAUGCAUUUGGCACCAAUGGCCCCGCAGCAGCAGCACCACACUUCACAUCCACAAUACAUGGCGAACAGCAGCCUUCGAAGUAGCGUUCAAGGAGCCAACCCAAUGUUGGACUAUCUGGAGAACCAGGUGAGAGGACUUGAUGUGAGCCCUCCUCAAAUGGCACCACACAAUGUUCGAAACAUGACGCCUUCGCAGCCCCGUCUGCAGCCUCAACCCUCUCCUCCAGCGGUGCCCUACGCCCCUGGCCCGCCCAGCAUGUUAUCAGCUCUGGACGAGAUGGGGGUGAGGGGGAUGGAGAGAAGGGUGAUCACUCUGCCUCCAAUCAUCCAGCGAGUCCCCAGCUUUUCCUCCCGCAGGGACACAGCUGGAGGAAAUGGGGCCAGGGGGUAUCCAAGAAUGUCCAGUCAGUCUAGUGGCAGCACCAACCGCUCAGGAGGGGGCCAACAGCGAGACAGACAUAGGUACAGAAGCAGGGACGACCCUCCUCCAAGAAGGGGGAUACUGCGUGAAUACAGUGACGAUUCAGACUGGGAUAACCAGGGAGGAAGAGCAACGCAUGGGGGGUCGAGGAACGAGAGGAGAGGGCGAGGGUCCAGGCCACGCACCCGAAGCCGUGACGACCUAAUGGAGGAGCUGCAUAGCAGAUCAGCAAGGAGAGAGAGGAGCUACUCCCCUCCUCGGCACCGCACAAGGUCCUGGAGCUCUGAUGAGGAGGUCAGCACCAGGAGGAAAGGACGCAAAGUGAAGGAUUGGCCAGAAAAACCUCCCAGCUACUACUCCAGUGAGGUCCAGCCUGGUCGCAGGAACUACGACCGUCUUUCUGAUAGAGGCUCCCAUAGCAGUACCAGCGUAGUCAUCUGAAACAUUUCUUAUUUUUUCCUCACUGUUUCCACAUCGGUGAAAUGAAGGCGUUUGAAGCUGCAGCUGUUUAACGAACUGAAGUAAACUGCUUUACAGGCAGUGUGUGUAAUAUGUGCAUAUUUGAACUGCACUUCCAUUGUGUGUAAUUACUGCUAUAUAAAGAAAACCAUGUUCAUUUCCAUUUAAAUUAGCUGGUUAUGUGAAUCUUUUAUGUAUUGUCUGUGUGUGCAUAUUUCUGUGGUGAAAGACAUUAUCUUAAGAAUGAUUUAAAUCUAUAGUUUUCACAAAUUUUUAAACAUGCAUGUAUGACUAUAACAGCGCCUUCACAUCAGACCUGAUUCCAAUUGGCAGUUCUAGACAGGGGCCAGUGGGUCUAUAGAACUGGUCCUGGACCCCAUUAAGGCCCCUUUACUACUACAUAAUACAACAUUUAUUAAAAAUAAAUUAUAUGUUCUGGGAAAAAAACUGCUACGGAAAAGUCAGUUUAAUCAUUUUUUAUUUUAGUUUUAUUUGAUUUAUGAUUUAAAAAAUUAAGUAGUUGCCUUUUUAGCUUCGAUAAUCCCUAUAAGAUCACUAGUUUUGUCUUCUAGAUAUGAAGUUUCCAGACUUGCAAAUGGCUGGUUUGCUUGAUAUAUUAAGUGAACCAAAGAACAUCUCACUUUUUUUGGUUCCAUUCUUUUAUUCUGUGCCCCCAUUUAAAAAUAAAAAAAAAUGGCCCACCAUGGCCUCCCUGGUAAAUUUGUUCUCAAACCGCCACUGGUGAUUGCAGUGACAAAAUCUCCCCAUUUAGAUGCUGUGACUCUCCUGUCAUGUAGACAGCAGUUUGACAAACUCCACUCCAGCUGUUACACCCACAGCUUUAAAUUGAAGGAGCUUCUACCUCCUGCUAAGCAUGGAGGACCUGACGUGACGCUGCAAACAAAGGGAGCUGUUUGACAUUCCUUACUUCAGACUAUGUCGACAUUUAUUUUUUUUCUAUCUUUAAUGUUAAUUGACAAAAUGUUUAGUUUCCAAUGUGCUCUUUCACUCUGUCACAGCCUCAUCAGCACUGAUAGUUUGUGUCAACGCAACAAGACACAGAAGUUCAGUUUCUCCAACUCCAGGAACUGUUGCUUCCCAUCCAUCAUAGGUGUCAUGUUCCUCCUGUCUCACUGUAAUUCCCAAAAUCGUGCCUGUUGCAUCUCUAGAAACCCUGCCUGUUGCAAUUCAAUGUUCAGUGCAAAUGCAAAACUCCACAGCUGCAGUAGAAAGCAGAAGAAAAAAAACUCUAAAAUACUGUAUAAAUGUGAUCUUACCUAAUCAUUUCUUUUGUAAUUGAUGAAGUGAUGUAUAAGAUAUGUUUUAAUAAACUUUUUAGACAGAACUGGA
This is a messenger RNA of Cyprinodon tularosa, 3297 nucleotides long. Its product is annotated as immunoglobulin-like domain-containing receptor 1. Gene Ontology annotation, molecular function: high-density lipoprotein particle receptor activity. Gene Ontology annotation, cellular component: plasma membrane. The record is from RefSeq and is a predicted model, not a curated record. The transcript is spliced from 8 exons. Lineage: Eukaryota; Metazoa; Chordata; Actinopteri; Cyprinodontiformes; Cyprinodontidae. Bases 256 to 1929 code for a protein of 557 amino acids.